AUGGCUUUACAGGACCUGUGCAAUUUCCAGGACUUCUUUCUGGACAGUAUAACCCCCGAAUGUUCUUCAGUGCCUUUUGGAAAGAAGACUGGCUUUAACUAUGUGACUGGUUUGCCCUUUAGCAGCAGUACAAGUCUGUUUAAUUUUUACAUACCUGUUGCAGAAUACCUGGAUGAAAGUCCGAUACAGUUUGGGCAAAUCAGCACCGUCCAAAGCUCUGGCGCCUUCUCAUCUCAAGACUCAAUCUCACCAUCGCUGUCCUGGCCCACAAGCCUUCCCUUGGCCUCCUCUCAGUCGGUCCCGCUGCCUUUUCCCAUGGCUCACGGCACCACCACCCUGGCUUUCAUGUUUCAGGGCGGCGUGCUGGCUGCAGCAGACACUCGUUCCAGUUGCUCUGGGCUCGUGGCGUGCCCAGCCUCCCAGAAGAUCCUGCCCAUUCACAGUCACUUGGUGGGUACUACUUCGGGUACGUCAGCCGAUUGUGCCCUUUGGAAACGGAUUCUGUCUCGCGAACUGCGGCUCUAUCAACUCCGCCACGGCCGACGGUUGUCCACAAGAGGAGCUGCCAAAUUGCUCUCCCACAUGCUUCAUCCGUUUAAGGGAACUGAGCUGUGUGUGGCUGCCACGUUGUGUGGGUGGGAUGGAGGAGAGGUAGAUGCGUGCCAUGACCAGGGAUGUGAUCUCAGCAGUCGUAGAGAAACAACAAAGAGUCAAAUGACUGAUCCUGCAGAGUCUAUAGAUGCCAGCCUGGAAAAGGUGUCUCUGGCUGAGACAAAGAAUCAGAGCUCUUCUUCAGCUGCUGUUGGUCAACAGUUUUCUGCAACAAAGAAAGUGAGUCUCUCUGGACCCAGUCUGGUCUAUGUGUGCAGUGACGGCACUCGCCUGCAGGGAACGCUCUUCUCUGUGGGCUCGGGAUCACCCUACGCCUACUCAAUUUUAGACCAAGGGGUUCAAUGGGGACUGACAGUGGACGAGGCCACAUCAAUAGCCAGAGAGGCUGUGUACCGAGCCACACACAGGGACGCAUACUCAGGAAACUGUGUAGACAUCUAUCACAUCUCCUCCAAAGGAUGGACUCGCAGGAGCAGGGAGGAUUUAAAAGAGGAAUAUUACAGAGAAAAAGAAAGACAAGAGAGAAGGGAGAGACGGGAUAUGACUUUGUCUGAAUAAAGACAUGAAACAAACAAAAAUGGCAUGAGAAAAGAAAGGCAAACAUCGGGGAGUAUUUUGGAGAGACAUGAUGGCAUCUUUGCAGCAGAUACUGAAUUAAUGAACAGGACAGGCAGUUGCAUCCUCCAGGCUAUUUCUCAAGUGAUUUGGGCAUGCAUAUCGUUCCCUCUAAUAAACAGCUGAUGUUUUGUUUGCGCUGAUGAUAUGUAUUCUAACAGCACACUGCUGCUUGGCAUUUUGAUUUGGACGUUAAAACAUUAUGAAUCAUUCCAACUAUGUGAGAUAAUUACAACCUACUCCUGCAUGUGUUUGAAUCACAGAGAGAGGCAGAGAAAAAGACCGCAGUGAACGGCCAAAAAAUCUAAAUGUCUGGAGUCUGUAUAAGGAGGCUAAUUUAGCUGUAGCAAUAACGGGUGGUUGAAAACUGAUUUGUGUCUGCUGUCAGAACUCGUCUGAAGUUUCUCUGACACUUAAAUAAAUGAAUGAAUAAAUGCAAUUUUGCUGAACUUGCCUGUUCUUUCUGUUUGAGCA
Molecule: messenger RNA, 1701 nt
Organism: Epinephelus fuscoguttatus (brown-marbled grouper)
Lineage: Eukaryota; Metazoa; Chordata; Actinopteri; Perciformes; Serranidae
Product: proteasome subunit beta type-11-like
Exons: 1
Coding region: 1-1170 (389 amino acids)
Cellular component (GO): proteasome core complex
Source: RefSeq, a predicted model, not a curated record